AUGAGAUACUCCAUAGUCAUCACCUGCAUGGCCACCGCGGUUCAAGCAUCCAACUUCUGGCGUCUACCAUGCAAAAGCCGCACCGCCGCUGCUCGCAUGGACCCGAUCAUGGCCCCAGGCGAGCCCAACAGUCACCUACACACUAUUUUCGGCUCAGGAGGCUUCUCCUCAAACGUCACGCAAGACGACCUCCUCCACUCAGACUGCACCUCCUGCGCCGUCACCCAAGACCGCUCCGCCUACUGGACACCACCACUCAUGUUCCUGUACCCCAACGGCUCAAGCACAAUGGUGAACCAAGACGGCGGUAUGUUAGCCUACUACUUCGUGUACGGCAACAAUCCACAACCUUUCCCCCAGGGAUUCCGAAUGGUAGCUGGAGAUCAAUACCUACGCAACUUCACGGGUCCGGUCCCGGAUCUACCGACUUCUGAAUGGACGGCAAACGACAAGACGCAGUUUUCACUAGCGCAAAAGGCGCUAGGGUUUAAUUGUUUGCAUUACGAUCGUGGCAGCGAUGAGGAUUCGUUGUAUAGGCAUACGCUGCCCGACAAGCAGUUCCUGGAUGAGAAUUGUUCCGAUGGAUUAAGGCUGGAACUUAUGUUUCCUUCCUGCUGGAAUGGGGUUGAUGUCGAUACUCCCAAUCAUAAAUCGCAUAUGGCGUACCCAGAUCUCGUUAAAGACGGGAAAUGUCCAGAGGGGUUUGGGACGAGACUUGUUACUCUUUUCUUCGAGACCAAGUACGAUACCCAAAACUUUAAAGGGGUGGAUGGCCAAUUCGUGCUUGCCACUGGUGACCCGACGGGGUGCGGAUAUCAUGGCGAUUUCAUCCAGGGAUGGGAGUCCGAUUUCCUGAGGCAAGCUAUGGAUGAAUGCUCAAAUCCGUCCGGCGAGGUGGCGGAUUGCCAGCUAUUUACGCUGCAGAGUGAUCAGGAUGCAUCUGCGUGUCAGGCCCCGGUGCCGAAGGAAUUGGGCCAUGAGAAUCCAUUCUUUAAUGGGCAUGGACUGUUGGGUGAUGUGCCGAUUCAAGAAGGUCCAGAACGGGCUGCGCCUUAUGGAGCUCAGUCGUCGAUGUUGAUGGAUCAUUUACCUGUGUCGUUGCCAGUGCCGGUGCCAGUGCCUAGUAUCGGGGUUGUGGGCGAGGUUGCUCGUGUUGUUGACAAUCUAGUACCAACCGCUACCCCUACGCAUUCGCAUUCGCUGUCGCCGUCGCCGUCGCCUAGGCGUGUUGAAUCAGUCGCGAAAAAGUGUAGCACGGACAAGGUCACUGUAUAUGAAACGGCCAUCGUCCACGUCCCCAUGGCCACGCAUUCACCUGCCUCCGCCAGCACUCCCACAUUGCGCAAGCAUGGCCACCGACAUCGUGAUCACGACCACAUAUAA
Messenger RNA from Talaromyces marneffei, 1383 nucleotides. RefSeq lists its product as uncharacterized. The coding region runs from base 1 to 1383 and encodes 460 amino acids. Lineage: Eukaryota; Fungi; Ascomycota; Eurotiomycetes; Eurotiales; Trichocomaceae. The transcript is spliced from 2 exons. The record is from RefSeq and is a predicted model, not a curated record.